Xenia sp. Carnegie-2017 is the source of this 1106-nucleotide messenger RNA. Its product is annotated as protein N-terminal asparagine amidohydrolase-like. Gene Ontology annotation, molecular function: protein-N-terminal asparagine amidohydrolase activity. The record is from RefSeq and is a predicted model, not a curated record. The transcript has 7 exons. Gene Ontology annotation, cellular component: nucleus. NCBI's taxonomy places the organism in Eukaryota, Metazoa, Cnidaria, Anthozoa, Malacalcyonacea, Xeniidae. The coding region runs from base 385 to 1017 and encodes 210 amino acids. Gene Ontology annotation, biological process: ubiquitin-dependent protein catabolic process.
CUGCCAUUGUGAACAAAACAACAAAUGGUAUAAAAUAACACAAACGAACGCAACAAAGCUUUUUUCAACUCAUUGGCUUACCAGUAACAAAAUGAAGGCUACACACUCGUAAAUACGUGCAUUUAGAAUCAUCAAUGUCUGCCCGACGAAUUCUUCGAAGCCACAAAGAACGACGUUCCUUGUGUAAAUCUUGCAAUAUUUUGCUUUCAUUGGUUUUCACAGCUGGUAUGCGAUAAAAACUUAAUUCCUUAUCCCUAUCAGCACGCUUCGAACAGCCAUAAAUUGCGCAAAAGUUAACCAUCCUUAACAAUAAUAUUGCUUUGUUAUUUACAUGUCGCGUUUGCUUGUCCUCCAGAUGUAACGUCACCGGGAUUGUGACGUCUCAUGCAAUGGGUCUAUAUGCAAAAUUUGUUGAUGCAGUGGUAUAUUUGUAAGUUUGUUGUAAAAUGUAACAUGCCGUUGUUUGUUGGUCGAAGAAAAGUUCAACAUCAUGACAUUAAUAGUUUGGAGAAGUUUAUGGAAAGCUUUCCUCAACUUGAGAAAACAUCAAAAGGUUUUGCUCUGGAAGAACCCACAAAAUUUGAUGGAAAAAAGAUUUUGUACAUUGGGCAACGAGAGUAUGGAACAGUUGCUUUCAAUGAUGACUUGAUCGACGUCAUUGGUUCGGAUAGCGCUACAACUUGUCAGAUUGUUGUGAUCCGUCAUGAAGGUACAGGAGAUUGUAGUUUAACCCAUUUAGAUGGUGCGAGCACGAAACAGGCGUUAAAAGACAUGAUUGGGUCGCUCGAAGCCCUUGCUCAAAAUAGAGGUCAACGUAAAAGGUAUCAGCUACACAUCGUUGGUGGAUUUUUGGACAGUCGCAGAAUGUCAGAAAACUUCUUUAUGAUGAUAUUAAGUGUUGUAAUGAAUUUUUCAGUUGACGUCGAUUUAGUGUGUGCUCGUGUUUGUGGCGUUACAGUUAAAUCUCGAUGCAAGAUGAUGAGGACAAGUUAUAAUUUAUACGUGUACGUUACAUGAUAAAAUCUUGAACGAAAAGCUUAUGAAUACAAUCCAUGCAGUUAGAAUUCCAAAAUUGAUAAACAAUGAUAUGAAAAAAGUUUGAUUUA